Dama dama (fallow deer) is the source of this 5274-nucleotide messenger RNA. It is a transcript of the gene MTDH, whose product is annotated as metadherin. The record is from RefSeq and is a predicted model, not a curated record. Lineage: Eukaryota; Metazoa; Chordata; Mammalia; Artiodactyla; Cervidae. The transcript is spliced from 14 exons. Gene Ontology annotation, biological process: positive regulation of angiogenesis; regulation of transcription by RNA polymerase II; negative regulation of apoptotic process. Gene Ontology annotation, molecular function: NF-kappaB binding; transcription coregulator activity. Gene Ontology annotation, cellular component: nucleus. Bases 351 to 2246 code for a protein of 631 amino acids.
AUCGCGGCCGGAGCCGCCAUUGUUCCGCCGAGGGAGGACAGCUGGGGCCCGGCACUGGCGCGGAGACGCCGCUUAGCGGCCGCCACUGGAGACACUCCCUCCCGCCGUCCCCCUCCUCUGGCGGCGGCGGAGUGAGGCUCUGACGAGGGGGGAACCAGGGGAGCGCCCCCCCGUCCUCCUGGCAGCGGCAGAGGCCGAUACCCGGCUCCGGCGCGAGGGGCGGCCGCAAUGCGCUCGGCCUGAGGCGGUCCGGCCCCGGCGCGUCCUCGCUUCCCUCGACUGUUCCACGGCGUCUCAGCGGCCCGGCGUCAUCCUGUGAGUCCCCCCGGUCCCCCUGACGGGGAGGGAAGAUGGCUACACGGAGCUGGCUGGACGAGCUGGCCCAGCAGGCCGAGGACGGCUCGGCCCGGCUGCAGGAAAUGCUCUCGGUCGGCCUGGGUUUUCUGCGCACCGAACUGGGCCUCGACCUGGGGCUGGAGCCGAAGCGGUACCCGGGCUGGGUGAUCCUGGUGGGCACGGGAGCGCUGGGGCUGCUGCUGCUCUUCCUGCUCGGAUACGGCUGGGCCGCGGCUUGCGCCGGCGCCCGCAAGAAGCGGAGGAGCCCGCCCCGCAAGAGGGAGGAGGCGGCGGCCGCCGCGCCGGCCCCGGCCGCUGACGACCAAGGCGUGCUGAAGAAUCUCAGGAGCGAGGAGCAAAAGAAGAAGAACCGGAAGAAAUUGCCGGAGAAGCCCAAAAUGAUAAGCCAUGCUGUCAGAUGGCAAACAGUGACUGGCAUAUUAGAGCCUUUGCCAAAUGGACGGACCAUUGAAGUGGCUGAGGAAGAAGUUGUCCGAACUCCUCGAAGUGUAACAGCAAAGCAGCCAAUAGAGACAGACAAGAAAAAUGAAAAGUCAAAGAAAAAUAAGAAGAAAUCAAAGUCAGAUGCUAAAGCAGUGCAAAACAGUUCACGCCAUGAUGGAAAGGAAGUUGAUGAAGGAGCCUGGGAAACUAAGAUUAGCCACAGAGAGAAGCGGCAGCAGCGUAAGCGUGAUAAGGUGCAGUCUGACUCUGGCUCAUUGGAUUCAACUGUCCCUGGGAUAGAGAGUGCCACCACAGUCACCACCGAGCAACUUACAGCUGCAUCAUUUCCUGUUGGUUCCAAGAAGAAUAAAGGUGAUUCUCAUCUAAAUGUUCAAGUUAGCAACUUUAAGUCUGGAAAAGGAGAUUCUACACUUCAGGUUUCUCCAGGAUUGAAUGAAAACCUCACUGUAAAUGGAGGAGGCUGGAAUGAAAAGUCUAUGAAACUCUCCUCACAGAUCAGUGCAGGUGAGGAGAAGUGGAACUCUGUUUCACCUGCUUCUGCAGGCAAGAGGAAAACCGAGCCAUCUGCUUGGGGUCAAGACACUGGAGAUGCUAAUGCAAAUGGAAAAGACUGGGGAAGGAGUUGGAAUGACCGAUCAAUAUUUUCUGGCAUUGCUGCUUGGUCUAGUGUGGAUAGGGGAAUGAAUACCUCUGAACAGAAUUCUGCUUCUUUUGCAUCUCUCACACUUAACUCUGCUGUUUCUGGGUCUACUGCUGAGCCAGUUUCUCAGUCUACCACUUCUGAUUAUCAGUGGGAUGUUAGCCGUAAUCAACCCUAUAUCGAUGAUGAAUGGUCUGGGUUAAAUGGUCUGUCUUCUGCUGAUCCCAGUUCUGAUUGGAAUGCACCAGCAGAAGAGUGGGGGAACUGGGUAGAUGAAGAAAGAGCCUCACUUCUGAAGUCCCAGGAACCAAUUCCUGAUGAUCAAAAAGUUUCAGAUGAUGAUAAAGAAAAGGGAGAGGGAGCUCUUCCAACCGGAAAAUCUAAAAAGAAAAAAAAGAAAAAGAAGAAGCAAGGUGAAGAUAAUGCUCUUGCACAGGACACAGAGGAAUUAGAAACAGACGUUAGAGAAGAGCUCCCAGUGAAUGCCUCUAAAGUCCGUCCAAAGCAGGACAAAGCUUUUUCUCUGAAGACCAUGAGCACUAGUGAUCCAGCUGAUGCACUAAUCAAAAAUAGCCAGCCUAUCAAGACUCUUCCACCUGCUAUUUCUACCGAGCCAUCUGUUAUUUUAUCAAAAAAUGAUUCUGACAAAAGCUCUUCCCAAGUGCCACCGAUGCUACAAGAAACAGAUAAAUCCAAGUCAAAUGCUAAGCAAAACAGCGUGCCUCCUUCACAGACCAAGUCUGAAACUAGUUGGGAAUCUCCCAAACAAAUAAAAAAGAAGAAAAAAGCCAGACGGGAAACGUGAAUUUUUUUCUUCCUGAAUUGGACAUGUGUUUGCAAACACUGUCUUGAAGAUUAUGCUGUUUAUGCAAUAAUUUGUGAACAUGUACAGAGUUUUAUAUAAAUUUAAACCAGUUUUUAAAACAAAACUGUGAACACAACCACCGUAAAAAUGGAAUCAAAGGAAAGUUAAUUUAUGAAAUUAAGAGGUCAGCAGAACAUACUACAGUGCUGGAAGACACUUGGGGAAGGUCAAUCUAACAAGAACGAUCUUAAGAUUCUCAUCCUGGUUUUACAGCAGUGCCCUGUUUACAACAGAUUGUGCCCUAUCUCAUCUGCAGCUAAAGAAUAAAGGAUUCUGAUUAGAGAGAAGGCUGCCUACAAAUUAGUAGGCAGCUUCUUGGAUCUUAUGCACGGAACUUAAACCAUUUGAAUCUGUUUUAUGCUUAAAUCAAAGUGCUUUGAUCAAAUGCAUAAUCUGCCAUAUCUUUACAUAUUUGUUGGUAGCAAUUUGUAUUAAAGAAAUCACAAGUGCAAAUAAAAAGUCAUUUAUUAUUUAACUAAACUGUCAUGGUUUAGUUUACAAUUUUUAAAAUGUUCUUAAAACAUUCAAAAUGCUGUUGACACUUGUAUGGCUUAUGAAGUUAUUUUUGAUAGUCUUACUUUACUUGAACUGUUCAAACUACAGUAUAUUUUAAGUUAAGAAAGGUAAACUCUAUGUAUUUGUUUUAUACUUUUAAGGUUGAGACUCAAAAAUAAUGCUCUUGUGUAUGAUUUGAAAACUUUCAGGCAAAAUCCAACUUAUAUUUUUUUCCUUUCCCUAGCAAUUACUUUUUUCCAGCAUCAAUUCUUCUUCGUUACUAAUGCUUUUUUGACUUUACAAGUGAAAUCUUUCACAAACUAGUUAUACAGACAGAACUUUGAGUACAUGAUGGAGAAUGAAAAACUAGAGUCAGACAGCUUUAAUUGACAUUGUCAAGACCUCCAGUUAUCAGGAAUACAUUUUUUUACUGCCUUAACCUGUAGUGCGUAGAAUAUGCAUCAAUUUCUUGAAGGGGAUUCGUGUUUUUAUAAGAAUUUUCAUGUAAUUAUUGCAAUCGUGAUCAAAUAAGGAACGUUUCCUGCUUGAAACUGUAUUGAUUUAAAUGACGUGUGAGACGUUUCACCAUUUUCAGGCACUGUGUAAUUCUAUUGUAAUAAACUGGCAGGUAUCUUUGUAACUAUAAAUAGUGCAUGCUCAGCCAUGUACACUGUAAAUAGCCUUUACCAAACGUGUUUGACAAGGACCAUAAUUAACAUCACUUAGUGAAUUGUGAUAAAGAAAAAAAGCCAUGACUUAUUUGAUGUGAUUGGCUUAAUUGUUUUUCUGUGGCGCCAAGAAUGAAACUGUUUAACAGCUGUAACCAAUGGUACUGAUCUAUCCAUCCAAUUUUGUCUCUUCUAUUUGAUUGUGGUUUGAUAGUAUUGCAUUGUUACACCGGAAAGCUAAAGAAACAAAAUGGUUUUAGUUUUGCUGAAGACUGGCCUUAUUAAUGGACAGCUUUCCUAACAAGCGAUUAUUAACUUUUAUCAGGUGUUAACAUCUGUUUCAGGAACACGGCAAUAUGUUUACAUGUCAGAAGUUUUGUUUAAUUCUAUGAUAUUUCUAAAUUGAUUUGUUUAAAUAAAUUCAGCAAAUGGAUAGCAUUGUUUUUAUUUGCUUCAGUAUCGGGGUAAAUAAGCUAAAGUGCCAGGAGUGAAUUUCUUGAAAUGACUGUAUUAGCUUUGUAUAGCUGCUUCCUAAAGAGAUCCAAGGAUUCAAUUCCUGCGUUGCAGCACUUUGUAAAGGUAUCAGCAAAGGAUAAUUGAAUAGGAAGUCUGUGUAAUUUUAGAAUGUGCCAAAAGAUCUAUGCUCAAAAAAUUUAAUUGAACUCUCUCAACUCUACCUCACCAUUUCUUUAUCUUAGAAUUAUGUUGGCUAUGUCGAAUGUCGAACGUUAUAUUUCUCCAGCUUAGUAUCUCUCAUUGAACCACCGAUGCUGGGUGUUACAAACACCUUCUUUUAGGGGAGAUGGGUGCAGAGACAGAGAAGUGCCCUUCUAAAUUUGGGUGGAUCCGAGAUGGAAAUACCCAUCCCUUCUCUCUGGCUCAAGAACUAGGGCAUGGCUUUUAUAUUUCAAGAGAUGGCAGCUAUGAGUGUUAAAAUUACUAUCAGUUCAUUCUCUUACACAUGCAUGAGGUGCAGACUGUUGCACAGUUAAAAUAUCAUUCAUUGUUCAUCGCUCUUCACUUGUUCCAUAAAUGUUUAUGACAUGAAAGCAGUUUCUGGCAUCUGAACCAGAGGAAUUGUUUUCCAGCAUCAACUCAAAAGACUAAAAUCCAGGGAGGGGGGAAGAGAGGAGAAUUGUCCUUUGGAGGCUUGGAUUAGACGCUCCCCCAGCCACUAGUAGGGAGAUAAAUGACCCCAUUAAAACUUAUCAGGCCUGAAGGGGAUCCUUGUUCUGAUUAACAAACAAAGCCUCCUAAAUAAAACUUGCCUUCAUCCUGACCUUUCUCCGCAGACUUAGUGAAAACCCUUCCCGUCCUGGAGCAGGGAGUAAUGGGUUAGGGCUUCCCCAGACUGGAAUCCUACCUCUCUGUACCCUACAUUGAGCAAAACAAAAGUUGAGAGAGUCCAAAAAACAAGUAUUGAAAUAAAAUGUCAUUAAUGUAAUUGACCGUGUUUCCUUUGUGCAUGCAUUUUAUUGGAUGGGGAGUGGGAAUAAGUCAUCUGAAUCUAAUGGUAUUAUUUCAUAGACUAAUCCAGUUUGUACUUGGGUUAAAGAUACUGAAGGGCAAUAUUUAACUACAGAGUUUAGUUUUUCUUAAAAACAAUCCUCUAUUAAUAUAGUGUGAAAUGUCUUUCAAAUUUUAGAAUUUAGGCUUAAGAUGUCUAAUAGAUGUCUUAAGACUUUCCUAUAAACUCAUUGCACAAACUGGAAUUACCUUCCAACAGACUUAGGGAAUGCAAAUAUGUUAUUUGUAAAAUGCAUUGAGUAUUGUAAAUAAAACAAGCCAUUUUUGUUUUGUUUAAA